GUCAGAGAGAGAGGGGGAGAGAGAGAGGGGAGGGAAGGAGGGAGAGCAACUGAGAGACCCAGAGGUGCUGAAGACCCAGACAGCGCUCGGAGAGCCACUCAAGAUCUUUUGGGGGAGCCCAACAAAUGUGAACAUGGGGUCUAUCACCGGAGCUGUCCUCAAGAUGCUACUUCUGUUAUCUACUCAAAAUUGGAAAAGGAUCAUAGCUGGGAAUUCCUAUGAUUGUGAUGAGCCUCUGGUGUCUUCCUUGUCUCAGGCAUCAUUCAGCAGUUCAUCUGAACUUUCUAGCAGUCAUGGUGCUGGAUUUGCAAGGCUAAAUCGAAGAGAUGGAGCUGGUGGCUGGUCUCCACUUGUGUCAAACAAAUACCAGUGGUUGCAGAUUGACCUUGGAGAGAGAAUGGAGACCACUGCUGUGGCCACCCAGGGGGGAUAUGGGAGCUCCAACUGGGUGACCAGCUACCUCCUGAUGUUCAGUGACAGUGGCAGGAACUGGAAACAGUAUCGACAAGAAGACAGCAUCUGGGGCUUUCCAGGAAAUGCAAAUGCAGACAGUGUUGUGUACUAUAGACUCCAGCCUUCUAUCAAAGCCCGAUUUCUGCGCUUCAUUCCUUUAGAGUGGAACCCCAGGGGCAGAAUUGGAAUGCGGAUCGAGGUGUUCGGAUGUGCCUACAGUAAGUGUUUGUUUAUCCAACACACUGACAUAGAUUUCAAAGGAGAUGUUUUGAAAGCCAACCUGCAUGCUGAAAUUGACUUUAUGGCUAUAUCUCUUUUAACUGAUUUCGUCUCCCCAGGUGUUGGAUUAAAUGACGGGCAGUGGCAUUCCAUCUCCUUAUCUGCCAAACGGAAUCACCUGAGUCUGGUGGUAGAUGGCCAAGUAGCCUCUGCUGCUUCUUCCCUGGGGCCUGAGCAGAUUUAUUCAGGUGGUACCUAUUAUUUCGGAGGUUGUCCUAACAACAGCUUUGGAUCCAAAUGUAAAAAUCCACUGGGUGGAUUUCAGGGAUGUAUGAGACUCAUUUCUAUCAGUAACAAGGUGGUAGAUCUGAUUUCAGUUCAGCAGGGGUCCCUUGGAAACUUCAGUGACCUUCAGAUAGACUCAUGUGGAAUCACAGACAGGAUAAAAUUGAGGUGGAAGACAUGUGACCAUGUUAUUUAUAUGUACACAUGCUACCAGUUUACAAAAGCUAUCUAUGAGCAGUCAUGUGAAUCCUAUAAGCACAGAGGAAACACUUCAGGGUUUUACUAUAUAGAUUCAGAUGGAAGUGGUCCUCUGGAACCCUUUCUUCUAUAUUGCAAUAUGACUGAAACUGCAUGGACCGUCAUACAGCACAAUGGCUCUGACCUAACAAGAGUCAGAAACACUAACCCAGAGAACCCAUAUGCUGGGUUUUUCGAAUAUGUGGCCAGCAUGGAGCAGCUCCAGGCCACAAUUAACCUUGCGGAGCACUGUGAACAGGAGCUUACCUACUACUGCAAGAAGUCACGACUUGUCAAUAAACAAGAUGGAAGCCCUCUGAGUUGGUGGGUUGGCAGAACCAAUGAAACGCAAACGUACUGGGGAGGUUCUUCGCCCGAUCCUCAAAAAUGUACAUGUGGAUUAGAAGGGAACUGCAUCGAUUCUCAGUAUUACUGCAACUGUGAUGCUGACCGGAAUGAAUGGACCAAUGACACCGGAUUCCUUUCUUAUAAGGAACAUCUGCCGGUGAGGAAGAUAGUGGUUACAGACACGGGCCGACCGCACUCAGAAGCAGCUUAUAAACUGGGACCUCUGCUCUGCCGGGGAGACAGGUCAUUUUGGAAUUCAGCUUCCUUCAAUACUGAGGCUUCAUACCUUCAUUUUCCUACUUUCCAUGGAGAACUUAGUGCAGAUGUGUCUUUCUUUUUUAAGACAACAGCUUCAUCUGGGGUAUUUUUAGAGAACCUGGGGAUUACCGAUUUUAUAAGGAUAGAGCUACGCUCUCCAGCAGUAGUGACCUUUUCAUUUGAUGUGGGGAAUGGGCCUUUUGAAAUCUCGGUGCUGUCACCCACUCAUUUCAACGAUAACCAGUGGCACCACGUCAGGGUGGAAAGGAACAUGAAAGAGGCAUCUCUUCAAGUGGAUCAGCUCUUACCGAAGACACAGCCUGCUCCCACUGAUGGGCACAUCCUUUUACAGCUCAACAGUCAGCUCUUCGUGGGUGGAACGGCCACCAGACAGAGGGGCUUUCUGGGCUGCAUUCGGUCUCUGCAGUUGAACGGAAUGUCCCUGGACCUGGAAGAAAGAGCUAAGGUGACGCCCGGAGUGGAGCCGGGUUGCAGAGGGCACUGCAGCAGCUACGGAAAAUUGUGUCAAAACGGAGGGAAAUGCAGAGAAAAGCUCAGUGGGUUCUCUUGUGACUGCACCCUCUCUGCAUACACAGGGCCGUUCUGCUCCAGGGAGAUUUCUGCAUAUUUUGGAUCUGGCUCAUCUGUGAUUUACAAUUUUCAAGAAAAUUAUUCCCUAAGUAAAAAUUCCAGCUCCCACGCUGCUUCAUUUCAUGGCGAUAUGAAACUGAGCAGAGAAAUGAUCAAAUUUAGCUUUCGAACAACACAAGCACCAAGCUUACUGCUUUAUGUGAGCUCCUUUUAUAAAGAAUACCUUUCAGUUAUCAUUGCCAAAAAUGGAAGUUUGCAGAUCAGGUACAAGCUAAAUAGAUAUCAAGAACCUGAUGUCGUUAACUUUGAUUUCAAAAACAUGGCGGAUGGGCAGCUUCACCACGUAGAGAUUAACAGAGAAGAAGGCGUGGUCUUUGUAGAGAUUGACGAGAAUGCAAAGAGACAAGUCCACCUGUCAUCAGGUACAGAAUUCAGUGCCGUCAGGUCUCUUGUACUGGGCAGGAUUUUAGAACACAGUGAUACAGACCAGGAGACGGCGCUGGCGGGCGCACAGGGCUUCCUGGGCUGUCUCUCUGCCGUGCAGCUCAGCCACGUGGCUCCUCUGAAGGCCGCGCUGCAGCCCAGUCACCUGGCCCCCAUCACCGUCUCGGGACACGUGACAGAGUCCAGCUGUGUGGCCCAGAGUGGUACUGAUGCCACAUCAAGAGAAAGGACACACUCGUUUGCAGAUCAUUCGGGAACAAGAGAUGACAGAGAACCCCUCGCUAAUGCAAUCAGAAGUGACUCUGCAGUGAUUGGAGGUUUGAUAGCUGUUGUGGUCUUUAUCUUGCUGUGCAUCGCUGCUGUAGCCGUUCGCAUUUAUCAGCAGAAAAGGUUAUACAAAAGAAACGAGGCAAAAAGGUCAGAGAACGUAGACAGUGCUGAGGCUGUUUUGAAAAGUGAGCUUAAUGUACAAAGUGCAGUCAAUGAAAAUCAGAAAGAGUACUUCUUCUGAUUGGCGGCUGUGAUUUAACUUGCGAUUCCGGCAGUCUGUUUUAAUAGCCAGGGGCUCUCGAUGGACAAGAAAAGGCUCUUACACUGAAUGUACAGGCAAUGGAUUUUCAGCACUGCCAUCUUGCCAUAUCCAGACUCGAGAUGGCUGCGGGAGGCCUCAUCCGGUGACGUAUUUCCCGUAGCAGUCGUUCUAGAGAACAAGGAAUUCGAUAUUGCUCUUAAUUUCCAGCUGUUCUGAUAGGAUCUAAAAUGGAAGUUUGACUGGCUUGAUGACUACGGUUUUUGAACGUGAAAACUGUAGCCCUGGUCUCUCAACCAGGUGAUACAUCCCUUUUGUUAGAGGGAAAAAAUCAAAAUUGGAUGAUAAUAACUUGCUUUUUUUGAGAACAUGCUCUGUGUUUGCUUUAGUGUCCCUCCAGUGUUAUUCAUAGACCUGGAAAUGCUUCUCAGAUCCUGUUUGGCUGGUGUUUGCAUCUUCAGUGGCCAAAAGUAUAUCAACCCUUUGCCUUUCUCUGUAUUACAUUCAAUACAAUUUAUCAAUAGUCUCAAAAGAUGUUUUGUUGUCGUUGCUUUGAUCGUAUUGCUCUUUUUCUAUUGGACUCUUCUUAAUGAUUUUGAACGCAUUGGGUUUUGAGUGUCAGACUUUAGCUCUGAAUGUAAAAUCCAUAUGUGACAGGACUCAGUGCAUUGGUUGUCAGUGUGUGGUGUCCUACCUUUUAAAUUUCUCAUCAUCUGCUAUCCGUGUUCAGUGGUGGCAGUAGGGAAGACGCUGGAUAAAUGCCAAUUUCCCAAAGAAUGUGAAGUGUUUGCAACUACCAGGCUUGUUGAUAUGAAGAACACAAUUCUUAACAAUGCCAAAAAAAUUAUUUUUAUUUACAACUGUAAUGUCUCAUAUGAAACAUACUUUUGAGAAUACUUUCCCUGAGCCUUAUGCCAGUUUUGGGUUUUUUUCAGGUUUGUACUUCUGUUUUUCUAAAGCUUGUCACCAAAUUUUCUUUGAUCUCCCUUGACUAUAUUCCACGGAGCACAUUCCUGAUGCAUUAAAAAGAAAAAGGGACAAUUUGAGGUAGAGAGCUCCGUUCCCCAUUCUAAAACAUAUACCCCUUCAGGCAUACAUUUUUCCAUGCACUGACCUCCAGGAUAGGCUUUUUGAAAUAGAAACUGCAGUCAUGCCCCCUUUCACCAAAGCCAGUGGAGUAGUUAAAGGAUGCUCACUCUAAGGGGUGAUGGCAUAUUAUCUGAUCUGUGCGAAGUCUGCCAUUCUGUCAUGUCUCAUUUAUGGUGAUGGGGUAAUUUCUUAAAAAGUACCAGAAAUCAAUAUAACCUACUAACUAGUACAUUCUGAUUAGGGUGUGUAUACAUACCAAGAGAUCAGAGAAUUAUCAGUAACCUUAGGAAACUUGUUACAAUAAUGAAUUUUGAGGCAAAGCAAAUAAGAUGCGUGCAUGUAGUUAUCUUGAAAUUUCAUAAGCCAGUUAUAUAAUAAAGGCACUUUGCUAUUUAUGCUCACACAUUCCAGGUGCCUGGCAAGGAAAAAUUGGAUUCCUUCAUUUGUUCACACCAGAACAAUUUGGAAAUACAUAAAUUAAGCAUCAUAUUUUCCUUCUUAACCUCCUUACAAAAGCUGCCUGUCUUUCCCAUAGCUCUAUAACCAUUUUACUGUUUCUGUAAAUGCCUGACUAAAUCUUAGGAUAUGAAUUAACAUAGUAGCUUAUGAAGGAUCUAUGUUGAUAAAUGGCGUACUUUUUUUUUUUUAAUUGAAAGACUUGAAGGAUUGAACACAGAAAUGGUAGUUUUUAUUUGAUGCAAAGCUGAAUACAAGCAUAAUAACGGCUCUGAAUCUGUUGCAAGUGUUCAUGUGAUUUAGUAGCCGCAUUAACCUGCUUGGGGAUGUAGACAGGUUUAUAGAUGGUGAAGCCUCAUGGUUCUGUGUGGUCCGCACUGCUAGAAACUGCAGCAUUAUGGCAUCAAAACGCAUUGAUUCAUCAUAUGUCAUGAUUUUCAUGUCCUGAUUUGUAAUCUAUUCCUUCUUUUUUUCUUAAUAAAAUGCAUUUUUUGAAGUAAAAUGCAGAAUAUAUUUUAAGAGAUGUUGUAUAAAAGUUUAAAAUGAGGGAAUUAUACUGGAUUUUCAUUUUCUUAAAACAGUAAAAAGAUGUGUAGAUGUUCACCUUCUUUACUGGUGGUCUGUGUUUUUUAAGCCUUUUGGUACAUCCCAUGAUUAUUAUGAAUUAUUAACAAAAACUGCAUUUGUCAUGCAUUUUCCUUUUAAGUGGACGCAAAAGUGACAGAAAAAAAUUAGAAAUAUGUUUAUUGA
Molecule: messenger RNA, 5659 nt
Organism: Leptonychotes weddellii (Weddell seal)
Lineage: Eukaryota; Metazoa; Chordata; Mammalia; Carnivora; Phocidae
Source: RefSeq, a predicted model, not a curated record